AGUCGUGUUGAGGCUUCGGCCGUGAGCGGCAGUGGGGCGGCCCAAUAGGAGGGCUGCGCGCUCCGCCCUCGCGAGGGAGAGAUGGGAUGAGGGAGGGAACGGCGAGAGGGACGGCCUAUUGCGGAGGUUGAGCAGCGAAGAGGCGGCGGCAGAAGCAGAAGCGGAGGCAGGAACGAGAGGCGCCAUGGCGGAGAGCGACUGGGACACGGUGACGGUGCUGCGCAAGAAGGGCCCCAGCGCGGCUCAGGCCAAAUCGAAGCAGGUGAGGGUAGGCAGGAACGCGCGUGCGCACCCUUCCGGCCGCGCCAUCCCCAACAACCAGGUGCUGGGCAAGAUCGAGAGGGCCAUCGGUCUCAAGCUCCGCGGGCGGGACAUCGGCAGGCCCCUCGAGAAGGGCCCGAAGGGGAAGUGAUGACAAAGCCUCGAAAUCAGUCUGCCCCGACUGAUCUCGCCGGCCGCCGCCCGGCCUCGCGCGGCCCGGGUCUCUCGUCGCCAGGCUGGAGUCGCCAGAGCGCCCGCCCCGUUGUCAAUCGCCCCGCAGCUGACCUUCCCGCCUCCCUUUUUCAAAGUAUCCAAAUCCUAAUAAAGCACCGCGUCUGAAUCUGCCAGGGGCACGAACGAAAGAAAAUUGUCGUUAUCUUUAGGGGCCCAACAGGGGCCGGGCCUUGAGGGGCCCCUCGCCAAGGGGUGGGGGUCAAGAAGCGAGGGCGGCUGCCCUCACCCCCCCCCUGGCAGCUGCUGGCUGGCUGGCUUUCAAGGGGGUGGAUGGAUGCCACGACGCCCAGGGCGGAGGCGCGCCACAACGGGCGCUCCCUUGUCAACGAUGCUGUGCGUGACGCCCUUUAUACCAGCUGUUUUUAUAAACGUACUUUCAACCCGUGAA
Messenger RNA from Python bivittatus (Burmese python), 883 nucleotides. Lineage: Eukaryota; Metazoa; Chordata; Lepidosauria; Squamata; Pythonidae. The record is from RefSeq and is a predicted model, not a curated record.